AUGUGUGAACAACCAUCACCAAUAGAUUCAUACAAUUAUUUACCAGUGAUACAACGUAUGACGGAACAAAUCUCUCAUUCACACAAUCAUGGUCAACAUUCAUUAACAAAUAAUAAAAAGUCUUCGUCUCAUGAUAGUUUCAAAUAUGUCAUUCCACAACAAGAACAAGCAUAUUGUCAAGCGAAACACGCACAAAUAGUACUUGAUGAAUCAAUGGCUAUUAACCAUAAUCUUGCUCUUGAAUUAAACGUCAAAGAGAAGUCACAAUCACACAACACUUCUCAUCAAACAAAAAACUAUUCUGAACUAAAAGCAAAUACUGAUUUCAGUGAUAUGCAAAUAAUUGAUGUUCGUCAUAAAUUGAAUCUUAUUGAACAAGAUCGUAUGCAAACUGUUCAGCCAUAUGUAUUGAGCGUGAGAUUUAAAAAGAAUUAUGACAAUGAUCAACUUUUAUGUGAUAUCGAAUCAAGAACAGUAGUAACUGUUCAAACAGAUUUUACAACACAAGAUGAUGAUACAUAUCAUCGACAAGUACCAUCACAUCGAUCUAUUGAUACAAAUACUUUUAGCUCAUACGAAAAAAAAUAUUCAAAAAAUUUGUUUAUCGAUGAUCGACAUUCAUCCGUGAAUAGAAUAAAACACAGAACACGGCAUCGUGUUAGAACAUCAUCACCCAUUCAUGUUUCAGAACCAUCCAAUACAAUGGAUAAACAAUCUCAAAUAGACAGUGAGUGA
Rotaria sp. Silwood1 is the source of this 735-nucleotide messenger RNA. NCBI's taxonomy places the organism in Eukaryota, Metazoa, Rotifera, Eurotatoria, Philodinida, Philodinidae. The record is from the annotation of a GenBank genome assembly.